Procambarus clarkii (red swamp crayfish) is the source of this 917-nucleotide messenger RNA. NCBI's taxonomy places the organism in Eukaryota, Metazoa, Arthropoda, Malacostraca, Decapoda, Cambaridae. The record is from RefSeq and is a predicted model, not a curated record.
UGUAUCCCGAGUGGGUAGUGAGAGUCUACACCAUCCCACAGCCCACCCUUGCUGCUGACUUCUGCCCACUCCUGAGACGUCACCCCCAUCUGUACAUCUGUGACGUCACCAACCUGCCACAACCCUUGGGCAACAUAUCCGGCCUCCAACCCACGAUGUGGCGCACGGCCCCCCUGGGGGACCCCCAGCUGACACACCUCAUGGUCCGGGACACUGACUCACAGGUGAGUGAGCGAGAGCAAGCGGCGGUGGACGCUUGGCUGGCUUCAGGGAAGCCUUUCCAUAUGAUGCGGGAUCACCCAGAACAUGGUGCGCCUAUCCUGGCUGGGACUUGGGCAGCUCGCUGGGACCAAGACAUCAUCAACGCCAGUGAACUCAUUACCAUCAGGGACCUCAUGUUCAGAGACGCAGUUGGCACCUUCCGUUAUGGAGAUGAUCAAGCCAUUUUAUCAAGAAGACUGUGGCCGGUGAUGAAGGGUCAGGUGCUGGGCCACGACAGUUACACCUGCACAGCUUUCCCAGGAAGUGUUCCAUGGCCCACGCAGCGGGUGGACGGGUUCUUCGUGGGGUCUCCCAGUGAGUGCGCUGUGGCACAUGAGAUUGUUACACAUGAGGACGUCACACAUGAGGACGUCACACAUGAGGACAUCACACAACACAAGGACAUCACACAACAGAAGGACAUCACACAACACAAGGACAUCACACAACACAAGGACAUCACACAACAGAAGGACAUCACACAACACAAGGACAUCACACAACACAAGGACAUCACACAACAGAAGGACAUCACACAACACAAGGACAUCACACAACACAAGGACAUCACACAACACAAGGACAUCACACAACACAAGGACAUCACACAACAGAAGGACAUCACACAACACAAGGACAUCACACAACCAUAUUAA